Messenger RNA from Hipposideros armiger (great roundleaf bat), 3684 nucleotides. It is a transcript of the gene MAG, whose product is annotated as myelin associated glycoprotein. The transcript is spliced from 11 exons. Gene Ontology annotation, biological process: cell adhesion. Bases 1451 to 3331 code for a protein of 626 amino acids. The record is from RefSeq and is a predicted model, not a curated record. Gene Ontology annotation, molecular function: sialic acid binding. NCBI's taxonomy places the organism in Eukaryota, Metazoa, Chordata, Mammalia, Chiroptera, Hipposideridae. Gene Ontology annotation, cellular component: plasma membrane.
GUGGGAAUAGAGGGCUGGGACUGAGAGGGUGGAGCAGGGACACCUGAAGCAGGUGCAAGGUGAGGAUGGUCGCUGUGAACUGCCACUAAUUUAGGAUGGGGAAAGGUAUUCCUUAGGACUUUGGGGAUCAACUGGGACUGACCAUGGCAGGACGGUGUCCAGGCUUUGGGAAGAAACCACAGAGAAAGGGAACCAAAGGCCUUCCUCAGCACCCCUCAUGGUGGAGGUUCUGCAGGAGCAGCUGCCCUGGGGCUCCCAAGUUUGGGGCAGAUGGGGUGGAAGCAGCCUGGGGCUGGGUGGAGAGUACAGUGAUGCCCAGGUGAUCAGACACCUGCAUCUUGCCCUCUGGGAAGGGUUGGGGGCAGUGGGCUGUGACUGAGCAAGUUGCAGCACCUGGGCUCACAACAGGAUGUGUGUGUGUGUGUUUGUGUGUGUGUGUGUGUGUGUGUGUGGCGUGCACGCAUGCACCUCCCAUGGGUGUGUCUUAAUAUACAUCAAUGUUUGUCAACCUUUUUUUCAUUACACACCACUAAGAAAAAUUUUUAGACCUAUUUUUCCUAAUUCCACUCCCCCUAAGAAUUUUACUACUACAGAUAUGCUGUACGUAUGUUGAUGUACGGUGGUCCUGGUGAGGACCACAAAUGAAAAAUCACUGUCAUAGCUAAGACGUUUUCUGGCCCCUACCUCAAGAACCAGUUUUCACCCCUGUAAAGAAUGCUCGGUCUACAUGUCUCGCAUGUCUGCCCAUGCCCUGCGUCUGUCUCCUGUACCUUCUUGCCGCAGGUGCAAAGGUGGCAUCUGCCCUGUGUCCCUCAGCAUGUGUCUGGGUUGGUCUGUCCUUAGCUACACCUCAGUGUGUGUGUGUGCAGGCCUGUGUGUCUGUGAGCAUGGCACGCCGACGGGUAUGCGUAUGUGCCUGAACGCCAUGCCCAUGUCAGUGCAGGAGUGAGGUGCACAGGAGGGACAGCAGUGCAGGUAUGCUUCUGUGGCUGUGUGUGCCGGCCCAUUCUGAGGGCACUGGGGGGACUCAGUGCCUGCCCAUGUGUGCAGGGGCCUGACCGGGUGUCCGCGUGAGUCUAUUGUGCGAGCCUACUCUUCUGGCUGAGUCUAGAUCUGUCACAUUUCAUAGCAGCAUUUCCAUGUGUCUGACUGCAUGCAUCUGUGUCCGUGGGAAGAGGGUGAUGAAGGCUGGGGAAGGCAGCCACUUGGAAACCCUGGCUCCAACCCUGAGGCAACCCACAGAGCAGCCUGUUGCCAGGGGCUUCCUUCUUUCCCACCCCUGGUCCUUCCUGGCCCCAUGCAGAGCUCAGCCAGGAGUGUGCGACUCUUCUCUCAUCCCACCUACCCCAGGAGCUCCCCAGGACGCGAUUGGCUAGCUGACCGCUUCAAGUGGGACCAGAAGACAUUCCCAACUCAGGGAGACUGAGCUGUCGCUCACUUGCUGUACAAAAUGAUAUUCCUCACAGCGCUUCCCCUCUUUUGGAUUAUGAUUGCAGCCUCUCGAGGGGGUCACUGGGGUGCCUGGAUGCCCUCGUCCAUCUCAGCCUUCGAGGGCACAUGUGUCUCCAUCCCCUGCCGCUUCGACUUCCCCGAUGAGCUGCGGCCUGCUGUCGUGCAUGGUGUCUGGUACUUCAAUAGCCCCUACCCAAAAAACUACCCCCCAGUGGUCUUCAAGUCUCGCACCCAAGUCGUCCACGAGAGUUUCCAGGGCCGCAGCCGCCUGCUGGGGGACCUGGGCCUGCGCAACUGCACCCUCCUGCUCAGCAACCUCAGCCCGGAGCUGGGGGGCAAGUACUACUUCCGCGGGGACCUAGGGGGCUACAACCAGUACACCUUCUCGGAGCACAGCGUCCUGGACAUUAUCAACACCCCCAACAUCGUGGUCCCCCCGGAGGUGGUGGCAGGCACAGAAGUGGAGGUCAGCUGCAUGGUGCCUGACAACUGCCCAGAGCUGCGCCCAGAGCUGAGCUGGCUGGGCCACGAUGGGCUAGGGGAGCCCGCUGUGCUGGGUCGGCUGCGGGAGGAUGAGGGCACCUGGGUGCUGGUGUCGCUGCUACACUUCGUGCCCACUAGGGAGGCCAACGGCCACCGGCUGGGCUGCCAGGCCUCCUUCCUCAAUACCACUCUGCAGUUCGAGGGCUACGCCAGCCUGGACGUCAAGUACCCCCCGCUGAUUGUGGAGAUGAACUCCUCGGUGGAGGCCAUCGAGGGCUCCCACGUCAGCCUCCUCUGUGGGGCUGACAGCAACCCCCCGCCCCUGCUGACCUGGAUGCGGGAUGGCACGGUGCUCCAGGAGGCCGUGGCUGAGAGCCUGUCCCUGGAGCUGGACGAAGUGACCCCCGGGGAGGACGGCAUCUACGCCUGCCUGGCAGAGAACGCCUAUGGCCAGGACAACCGCACCGUGGGGCUCAGCGUCAUGUAUGCACCCUGGAAACCGACGGUGAACGUGACAGUGGUGGCUGUGGAGGGGGAGACGGUCUCCAUCUUGUGCUCCACACAGAGCAACCCGGAUCCUAUUCUCACCAUCUUCAAGGAGAAGCAAAUCCUGGCUACAGUCAUCUAUGAGAGCGAGCUGCAGUUGGAGCUGCCUGCUGUCACACCCGAGGAUGACGGAGAGUACUGGUGUGUGGCCGAGAACCAAUAUGGCCAGAGGGCUACCGCCUUCAACCUAUCCGUGGAGUUUGCCCCUGUGAUCCUUCUGGAGUCCCACUGUGCAGCGGCCCGAGACACGGUGCAGUGCCUGUGCGUGGUGAAAUCCAACCCGGAGCCCUCUGUGGCCUUCGAGCUGCCCUCGCGCAACGUGACCGUGAACGAGACAGAGCGGGAGUUUGUGUACUCGGAGCGCAGUGGCCACCUGCUCACCAGCAUCCUCACGCUGCGGGGCCAGUCCCAGGCCCCGCAGCGGGUCAUCUGCACCUCCCGCAACCUCUAUGGCACCAAAAGCCUGGAGCUGCCCUUCCAGGGAGCCCACCGUCUGAUGUGGGCCAAGAUUGGGCCUGUGGGAGCUGUGGUCGCCUUUGCCAUCCUAAUUGCCAUCGUCUGCUACAUUACCCAGACACGCAGAAAAAAGAACGUGACAGAGAGCCCCAGCUUCUCCGCAGGGGACAACCCCCCAGUCCUGUUCAGCAGCGACUUCCGCAUCUCUGGGGCACCGGAAAAGUAUGAGAGUGAGAGGCACCUGGGAUCUGAGAGGAGGCUGCUGGGCCUUCGAGGGGAACCCCCAGAGCUGGACCUGAGCUAUUCUCACUCGGACCUGGGAAAACGACCCACCAAGGACAGCUACACCCUGACAGAGGAGCUGGCCGAGUAUGCUGAAAUCCGUGUCAAGUGAGGGAGCCGGGGGCCGCCUAUGUGGCCACCACCCCCUCAGGGCCCUCGCUGGCCCCCACUAGCUGCGGGCUCCCUUCUUCCCAAAAGUAGUGGAGGCUGGGGCAGGAAAGGGAUGGGGCAGGUGACAGUGAGGUCCUGGGGUCCUGGUUUCUCCCUCCUUCUCAGCUGCCCCCAGCCCUGCCAACACCACACCCCUACAAUGUGGCUCCCCUCUAACCUUCUUUAACCUCAUCUGUCUGGAGGGGAGCUCCGUCUGUCCGUGUUAUUUAUUGCUACCCCCUGCCUGGUCUCCUGCCCCACACCUGGCCCCAGGGUCUGUAUGGAAGGGACAUGAAAUAAAUGCCCCAAAGCCAA